This is a messenger RNA of Paramuricea clavata, 9880 nucleotides long. NCBI's taxonomy places the organism in Eukaryota, Metazoa, Cnidaria, Anthozoa, Malacalcyonacea, Plexauridae. The record is from the annotation of a GenBank genome assembly.
AUGGCAGCUGUAAAGAAGAAAACUUGUCUCAUCGUUAUUGAUGGAUGGGGCAUAAGUGAUAAUACAGAAGGUAUAGCACAGCAAUGUCAGAAAUAAGCAAUUUUUCCAAAUUUGUCAGCAUAUUUUUCUUGCAUACUGUGUAAUCAGUACUAGCUGUCAACAUGAUCCCUUUGAAAAACAUUGAUUAUGUUUAUAAAUAUGUAUAUAUGUUAUGUAAUUUUGACAUUUUAUGUACAGGAUUUACGAAAGUGAUAUUCGUAAAGUUACUCUGUAAAAGUUAUUCUGUUGAUGUAAACUAAUUGCAACUGGCCACCUAUAUAUCAAGUAAUGAUUUUAUUAGCCAUGAAAGGCCCAACUGGGAUGGAUGAUAAGAUCAUGACUGAUUGCAUGCAUUUUGGCAUGCACGAUUUGCAGAGUUGUAGGCCAGCUCAAUUUCGGAUUACUUAAAAGUAGUAAUAUAAAAUAGGACUGUCAUUACAUGACAUACUGAAAACAUAAUAACCUGCAGGGUGAAAAUUAAGAAUUUUUCUGGCAAUCGGGCCGACUGGCCAACAAUGAAUUUCAAUAAUUGUAAGCUCCUUUUUGACCUACAAAUUUCUAGGAAAUGCAAUAUAUCAUGCUGACACACCAGUUAUGGAUGCAUUCUCAAAGAAUACUGACCAAUAUCUUACGCUCGAUGCAUCUGGAUUGGCAGUAGGACUUCCAGAUGGUCUCAUGGGAAAUAGUGAAGUUGGUCAUCUAAAUAUUGGUGCUGGUCGAGUCAUUUAUCAGGCAUGGAAUAACAUAUAUAGGCAAUGAUUAGAUACACUACUUUGCACUCCUUAAAAAAUGUACUCAUUUGUUACAUAUCUCUCUGGAAAAUGUGCACAUUCCUAGACCCUAGAUGUAAAAAUCUGACUAUUUAGAAGAUCUCACCCUUUCAAUUAAUUUUACACAUGCCUGCAGAAAGUCUACAAUUCUUUUGGAAAAUAUAAUCUUUUAAAUGGGUCAUUCCAGAAACCAUCCAUACCAUCCCCAUAGAGGAAAUUGGAAGUUAACCCCCCUACCCCCUUCGGAUGUGCUAAUGCAUUUACUAUUAUCAGAAACAAUUUUGUCUUCCCUCCGGACAGCAGAAAUUUCCUCCGUGGGGGGAGUGUGGAUCCUUUCUGGAACGACCCAAUAUAAUGUAAAUUUAUUAUGCAAAGCUUUCGAUCCGUAAGCCCGGAUCUUCAUCAGUGCUAAUAAUAUGUGACUUGUUCAAUUCACAUGUUGUGAUCUGUUGGCUUGCGUCAUUUGAAAUUUAAUUAAACAGUACAUCAACCACGUCAUUUUAAACGUAGUGAAGUGAAUUUUAAUUAAUGCACGCGCAUCCAAAACAAUUUUAACCUUCCUCAAAAAUCUGCACUAUCUUGAAAAUCUCAUCCAAACUUAUUUCCUUAAUUAAUCAUUGAACCAGCUAGACACCUUAACCCAAAGUGUGUCAGCACUCCCCUUGACGAGAUAAAAUGUCUGGUGUUAGAGUAAAAUAAUAAAGUAUGGUGCAUUAGGGCACAAUGUAAUCUAAUGGGGUUAAUAAAGUUACUAACCUGAAAAUGCGCACUUUCUCUAGAAUGUCAUUGGCUAUUUGCACCCCCCCCUGUGGGUGUUCUACAAUAGUAUACUGUUGUCUGGUUAUUUUUCGGUUAAAUGUUUCAUCUUCUAUAAUAGGACAUUGUACGGAUCAAUAAAGCAGUGCAAGAGAAAACACUUAUACAGAACAAAAACCUGAUUGAAGCAUGUAAUAAAGCAAAGAAUGGAAAUGGACGGCUGCACUUUCUAGGGCUUGUAAGUACCAAUAAUAGGAGCCAUCCUGUACAGUAUAUCAAUCCUAGACAAACCUCAUUCAGGCUGUUAUAGCUAAGAUGCUGAGUCAAAAUUAGUAUCUGGAGUGAUGGGAUGCUAGCAAUCUUUGUGAAACUGCAAUGCAAAGCUAAAUCAAUAAAAGAUAAAUAAGACAGCGUUUUCUCCUCUGCCAGCAAUUAUUUUUGGCACAUAUCAGCAGCACAUAUAGAUCAGUGUUUGGCCCUCAGAUGCUGGAUGCCAAUCACUCCAGCAAUUAAAAACUUAUUGUCUUUUAUAAUAUUUUCAGGUGAGUGAUGGAGGAGUUCAUUCACAUAUAGAUCAUUUGUUUUCAUUUCUUGAAUGUGCAAAGGAGUUAGGUGUUCCAAAAACAUUUGUUCAAUAUUUUGCUGAUGGUCGAGAUACUCGGCCUACUAGUGGAGGCAAGUAAGCUAUAUUUAACCAAUACUACAUUUGUGCAGCUUGUUUUUGAAGAAUGCAGAUCUAGAUUUCAAUAAGUGGUUCUGGUUUGAAAUAAUGAAUGGGAAACCACAUUGACUGCUGUUCUCAAUUUCCGACCAAAAACUGAUGAUGCCUUAAACAGCUAAAUUAUCUAGGAGUGAUAUCCCUAAUUUCUCAGGCAUGGAUUUUCUGGCGGGUGCGGGGGGGGGGGUGCGCACCCCCAGAAAUGAUUUGCACCCCCCCCCCCAAAGGCAUUUGGCACCCUCGCAAAUUACAUAUAUUUUGAUUUGAUAGUUUCAUAUUUGAUUAUUCUUACUACUAAAUUUGUAAAAUUACCAAUAUUAUGAUCUCAGAUCUUGCCAUGCAGGCCUAGAAAACAAAUUUUGUUAAACUUUUUCCUUGGCCUUUCCGGACGUUGCCACCGUGCCCCAGCCAAAACAAGCAGCAGCACCCCCCCAGAUAUUUAUCCACACCCCCCCCCCCCCGAACGAAAAUAUGAAAAUCCGUCUCUGUAAUUUCUGUUGUCAAAAACAUAGCUUUCCCUAAUGUCUCAGUUGAUGGUGUCCCACCCUAUGACUGAUGUUUGCUCACCGCCCUCAUACCAAAUCAGACAGAGUCUAUCCUAGAAUUAUAUAUUUGCCAGUUUUGGUCCCACAGUGUCCAAUAAAAAUGUUACCCUCUCCACAGUGACAUAUGUUCAACAAGUGCUUGACAAAAUAAAGGAACUACAGUAUGGCUCACUAGCCUUAGUUGUGGGUCGAUAUUAUGCCAUGGAUCGAGACAAGAGAUUUGAGAGAAAUAAGAUUGCUUUUGAGGGAAUGGUGCAAGGGAUUGGAGAGAUUGCAACACCAGAGACUGUUAUUGAGGUAUGACUACAUGUACUGUAGGUGGCGGUGGGGGGGGGGGGCUGACAUACUUAGAAUUUAGCAGGGUUACACCUUGGAUUAGUCAAGUAAGAUUACUGUCUAAAGACACUCAUUGCCCAUUGUAAGUACUAUAUUUUACAGUGCAAGUGCAUUAGUUGUUUUUCUUCAGCAACUCAAAGAUAACGUAACUACUGUAGCUGAAAAUGUAUACGAAACUGUACUUUGAAAACGGAAUUCUGGCGUUUGAAAACCAAGUUUUACCAUUUGAAAACCAAGUUCUGCCAUUUGAAAUGGGAGUUCUGGGCAUUUGAAAAGGGAGUUCUGGCAUUUGAAAAGGGAGUUUUGCUAUUUGAAAAGGGGGUUUUGCCAUUUGAAAGGAAGUUUUGCCAUUUGUAAAGGGAGUUUUGCCAUUUGAAAAGGGUGUUUUGCUAUUUGAAAAGUGAGUUUUGCUAUUUGAAAAGGGAGUUUUGCCAUUUGAAAAGCAGGGUCUGGAAUUUAAAUAUCUUUUCAGUAUCCAACUGGGAUACUAGGAUUCAAAGUUUAGUAUCCCCCCUGAGAAUGCAGUAUCCUACUUCUGGAUACUGGUUACCAUAAGUAUAUACCCUGUCCCAUCCAAUAACUCUCGCUGUUACAAAUUACAAUAAAACAGCACAUAAUAUAUGAGGAAAUUAAGGCUUGGGUGGCAAACUCACAGUAUUCAGAAGCUAUCAGGAGACUGUCAGAGGUGCUUAAAAUUUUCCUAAUGUUUGAAAUUUUCUUAGUAUCCAGUUGGGAUAUAAGUCAUUCACAGUUUGGUAUCCAAAACCAAAUUUUAGUAUCCUGUGGAUAUCGGGAUACUGCAAAUUUCAGACCCUGGAAAAGGGUGUUUUAUCAUUUGAAAAGGGAGUUUUGCCAUUUGAAAAGGGAGUUCUUCCAUUUGAAAAGGGAGUUCUUCCAUUUGAAAAGGGAGUUCUGCCAUUUGAAAAGGGAGUUUUGCCAUUUGAAAAGUGAGUUUUGCCAUUUGAAAAGGGAGUUCUGCCAUUUGGAAAGGGAGUUUUGCUAUUUGAAAAGGGAGUUCUGGCAUUUGAAAAGGGAGUUCUGGCAUUUGAAAAGGGAGUUCUGGCAUUUGAGAAGGGAGUUUUGCUAUUUGAAAAGGGAAUUCUGGCAUUUGAAAAGUGAGUUUUGCUAUUUGAAAAGUGAGUUUUGCUAUUUGAAAAGGAGUUCUGGUAUUUGAAAAGGGAGUUUUGCUAUUUGAAAAGGGUGUUUUGCCAUUUGGAAAGAGUGUUUUGUCAUUUGUAAAGGGAGUUUUGGCAUUUGAAAAUGGUGUUUUGGCAUUUGAAAAUGGUGUUUUGGCAUUUGUAAAGGGAGUUUGCGAUUUGAAAAGGAUAUUUUGGCAUUUGUAAAGGGUAUUUUGGCAUUUGUAAAGGGAGUUUUGCGUUUCAAACAUAUGACCAUAGAUUAUAGAUCAUACCAGAUGUCUCACUGUGUAUCUAUCCCUAUAAUUUUGGUGUCCGCGAUUUUCGCGCGUGCGACACUUACUGCCAAAAUGGCGCUUACUGCCAAAAUGCGUGAAUUACACUUACUGCCAAAAUGGCGGCCAACGCGUGUUCAUAAAAAAUCGCGGACACAAUUCUGGCUGAGUGAUUCAUCUGGUAUUAUCUAUCAUCUGUGAUAUGACCUUUCUGCAGAAGCUCUUCAUCUGAUUGGUUGAUUUUUUACUGAGUGUUACAAGAAAUGCUCACCCAUGACAGAAAUUUGUGAUUCAUAGAACAUUUGUUAGGAGGAAGUCUUAUGAUUUUCUCAAAUCAUCAAAUUCAAUACAGUAAUUAUUACCCAGAAAAUAAAUAUGUAUGAUAUUUUAUCAAAAUUAAAAUUGUGUGUUUUUAAUCCAGGUAAUAAAGAAACGUUACAAUGCAGAAGGUGAUGAUUGUCAAACAGAUGAAUUUCUCAAACCUAUAAUUUUAGAUCCUGACGGUCGUAUACAAGGUAAUUUUCAGUUUUCACAGGAGUUCCAGUUUACUGGGGUAAUAUCUUGAGCUUUAGUUUCCAGUGUGGGUAGCACGGUGUUGGUGGCUGUGUUACCACCAUGGUCAAAACUGAAAAAACAUGGCAAAAUAAAACGCGGCUUGAUUAUAUUUAACAUAACCAUGAUUGUUUAAUGGUAGCAGCAGUCAAAAUCUGAACCUUUCUAAUACCAAUCUCAUGAAUAACAACAAUUAUGAGACGAUACUGAUAUUGUGAUGGCAUUUUUAGAUGGAGAUACUCUGGUAUUCAUUGAUUUCCGAGCUGAUCGGAUGAGGCAGAUUGUGGAAGCAUUUGGUAUAAAACCACAGUUUGAGACUGACAAGAUACCAAAAGAUAUUGUAAGUGAUAAUUAAGCCUGGUUUCCAUAUGGUCGUAAUGGAGUGACGAUUUUUCUCAACGGCCAGUUUAUAAUAGUUUAUACCUGUAAACUACAUAUAAAUCAUAAGUAUUCUCUAGUUAUAAUCACUCCGCAUAUUUUCAGUUCCAAAAUGUUGUAUUUGGGCUGACGAGAAAGAUCGUGACUCAAUCUUUAUGACCGUUAUGACCAUAUGGAAACCAUAUGAAAAUCGAUUAUUUUUUAUUUCUUUCAGAACGUGAAUAUAAUGACUCAAUAUAAGAAGGAAUUUCCAUUUCCAGUUCUUUUCGCUCCUGGAGUCCCUAAGAAUGUUCUAGCGGAAUGGUUGUCUGUCAAAGGUGUUCCACAGUGUCAUGUUGCGGGUAUGACAGAAAUACUCUGUAUUGUGUCUCAACUAUCGGAAAAAGAUUAAAAAUAAUUCGACAUUUCAUGUAAAGUCCCUUCGACUUAAAAUUGAAAGCAAACUUCCCAACCGUUUGUUUAUGAAUUUGGAAAUAUUUCUUCAAGAAUCUUAUCUGGAUCAGUAGAAGUUGUUCUGGGUUCUUAUCUGGAUCAGUAGGAGUUGUUCUAGGUUGCUCUGAAGUUUUGAAAUAAACAGACGUGCAGAAAUACAUAAACUAAAUCCGCAGGUUAAAUUUGAACCAAUAGUUAGUGCCAAUCCAGCUUCGAACAUCUGCCCCCAGGGUUAGAACCACGUCCUAAAUGAGUGUCGACAGUUCACCGGAGUCAUUCGCAGCUUCGGACUUUAUUUUAAUUGUGACUUAUUUUAGUUCACUCAAAAAGGCUGGUGAAAUAGUCAUUGAACUAUUAUUCCAAAUUACUUCAGAUAAUUCAGUCAUCAUUGGUCAUUAAAGCCCGUUUACACUUGCAACAGGGGUGGAUCCCCCCCCCCCCCGUCGACAACUUUUUAGAGAAAAAAAUUUUCCGGACUAGUACGUUGUAAUUUGUAAACGCUUUUGCGUCACUUUCCCUCAAUUUGCUAUACCAAAUUUCGAAAAUUUUGAAAAUUAGAACACUAGAAAUGCCAUUUCCUGCGAUAUGGGCAUUGAAUUAUGAGCUUCAGUUUGACUUCAAAAAAAGAAAAACCUUGGAAAUCAUGCCAUGUUUCUGAAUUUGAUUUUUUUUGCAGCCCCCCCCCCUUGCACCCCUGUUGACCAAGGCCAACAGGGGUGCGGCGCACCCUGUGCACCCACCCUAUAAAUCCACCCCUGACUUGCAAUCUUUGCUGCGAUCUCUAGGCGUUUUUCUUCUUCUGAUGCAUGUGAACAAGUAUAUGAGAUAUGAAUAUUCGUGUACCUUCGUCUGAACAGUUGUAACCAGGGAUGGAUUUACUGGGGGGAUGCGGGGGGGGGGGGUGCACACCCCCCCUAGCCCUGGCCAGGAGGGGGGGUGCUAUUUUUCAUGAUAAAGCAAAAAAUUAUCAGAGACAAAAUGAGAUUCAGUAAUUUGAGUAAUAACAUGAUGAUAAGCGAACUGUGAACAACAAUUACAAUUCAAAUACUGUAGCUAGACUUUGCAGUGGUUAAGCAAGUUGAUGGAUGUGUUACUCGUCCGGAAAAAAAUUUUCCCUAAAAAGUUGUAAAUGGGGGAGGGAGGUUGUUGCUUUCCGAAAUUUUUUUUUGGCGGAGCACCCCCCCUACCAGACCAUGCUGGAUCCAUCCCUGGUUGUAACUCAUCCACUCGUUCACAUCCAUCAGAAGACCAGCAAAAGUUGCAAGUGUAAAUGAGCCUGCAGGAGAUUUUAUUUAUUUCUUGUUCAGAAACUGAGAAGUACGCGCAUGUGACAUUUUUCUUCAAUGGUGGCCAAGAAGCGCAGUUUGAAGGGGAAGAUCGAAAGUUGGUUCCAUCACCUAAAGUGGCAACCUAUGACUUGCAACCAGAGAUGAGUUGUGAUGGCGUUGCUGAAGAGGUAUACAGGGGGGGGGGGAGUAAACCUAAUCGUAACAGUCGCCACCAUAUCAGUAUACCAUGCAGCGCUAACUUGUGGGAACGGCAGGGGUAGUAUACUUGGAUGCACCAUCUUGCUAAUGUAAAUUUCCCUAGUUCCAGGUCUCUUUUCCAAAAGUCAUUACUCGAUCACACUUCAAACCUAAGAGUAGAUUGAAAGGAGCCGAAUAAUGCUUUCGUCUGGUUAUAAUUUCAUGAACUUAUGGAGGACUGUCGGACUGAAAAGUGAAAGAAAUAAGACUGAAACCCGACUUUUAAACAACUCUGAACCCUAACCAUCAUGGCAACUUAUGAUAAAAUAUAUAUAUCAAAAUACCAUACACUUUGGGUAACACUACUUUAUAUGUUCCUUGCAGGUUUGCGCAGGAAUACGAUGUGGUAAAUAUCCCUUCGUAAUGUGCAACUUUGCAGCUCCAGAUAUGGUUGGGCAUACAGGUCAAUAUGAACCCGCUGUGAAAGCUUGUACCGCUACAGGUAUGCUAUACAAGACACUAGUUGGGAAAUUUGACGGCAGUAACUAUGGUUGAACAAAAACUUAUGUUUUGUUGUUAGACAUGGCAAUUGGUAAAAUCAAAGCAGCCUGUGAGGAGAACGGUUAUAUUUUAUUUAUUACCGCUGACCACGGGAACGCAGAAAAGAUGUAUAGUGAGCAAGGUGGACCUCACACGGCACAUACAAAUUAUAGAGGUAUGGGUUCUAGUUAGUUUGAAGCUUCUCACGAUAGCCGGUCAAAUGGGGCAAACGCAUGGUUACUUGAGACAUGAGAACGAAUGGAACACACACAGAGCCAGUUGUUGUGGUGUGGUGGUCAUUACGCUUGCCUUCCAAACUGGGAGACCCGGCAGGGUGUUAGCUACAGUCAAAAAUUCCGCGUUAAACGCGUUUUUCCCAAUUACCUUGAGGUCGCAAUUUCCCAAUUUGGGUCAGAAAUUCAAUGUUGUUAAUACGCCGUUAUUUAAAAACAUGUUUAUAACUACAUUUGCUCAAAAUUACUCCCAAAUGCGAGAAAUGCUAUUUCAAAGACACAAAAAUUUUAAAAAUAGAGAGGGGGAAACCGCAUGCCCCCAGACCCACAAAGAAAUACCCGGCUUCAGGCUAAAAUAAAUUUCCCAAUUUCAGGUAAACGCGGAUUUUUUUUUACUUCUGGCUAACACCCUGCCCGGGUUCAAUCCUUGGUCUGACCUCUACUCAAAGUCUUAAAUAAUUGAGGAAAAAGUGCUAUUUUUACAUUCACAUCAGUAAAUGGUUAGACUUUCGCACCAUGCACCCCUGACAUGACCAUGCACCCAUGUUGACCAGCAUUUUUGCACCCCCCCCCCCCCCCCCUCCACCCACCCCCGGGCAAUAGUCUGUUGGGACAUCCGCUCACCAAUGAGUGAGGAAUUCAAUAAACAAUAAUUAUCAAUUAUUGGACGAGGUUGAGCAAAAUAUCGUGAUUUGUCGGUGGCGAGCAGAUCAAUUAUCAGAUACCCAUUGUCAGAUACCCAUUGACAUUUGAAUAAAGUCACUUAAAUGCUUGGUUACCUACAUUAUUCUCCAUUCUUGUAUUAUCAAUUCAGUAGUAACUAGGCAUGACAACGUGUAAACGUUAUUAGAAAGUUUGUACAAGAGAACGAAGUGCGAUGACGAAGCACCCGUUCCGCUCAUUGUAACCAAUAAUUUAUUGGCGUUGUAGUGCCAUUGUAUGUAAUAAAGUAUUGGGUUGUAACUGAAGACAAAACCACAAGCAUAUAGACAAAAGUUUUAGUUAUAAAUAAAUGUAAUUGGCUUAGCUUGGUGGAUGGUGGCGAGGCGAGGCGGUACGGUAUUUUCCCCGGAGGGGCAGCGGACCGCCGGCUUUAGGGUUAGGGUUAGGGGUUAGGGGUUAGAGGUUAGGGGUUAGAGGUUAGGGUUUGGAUUAGGAUUAACGUUUGGAUUAAGGACGAAGACAUACUUGACAAUUUUCGCCAGUCUGCGCAUUAUCGUGCGCAUACCGAGUUUACGGUGAGGGAAUUGGGUAAUUAAGCCUUUAGGGGUUAGGGGUUAGAGGUUAGGGGUUAGAGGUUAGGGUUUGGAUUAGGAUUAACGUUUGGAUUAAGGACGAAGACAUACUUGACAAUUUUCGCCAGUCUGCGCAUUAUCGUGCGCAUACCGAGUUUACGGUGAGGGAAUUGGGUAAUUAAGCCUGGUUUACACUAUCAAAGUUUCUGUGAUCACAGUAGGAAUUUUGCAUGGGUAAAUUCUAAGGUUUGAAUGAUUUGUAAGAUUUGUGUUUAAGUCAGUUGCUCAAAAAUGCGGACAUGUUUUUUUCUUCAUUUUAGUUCCACUAAUAAUGAACAACACAGAUCUGAAACUCGCGUGUCCUGGAGAUUAUAACGUUGCACUGUGUGAUGUUGCUACUACAAUACUGGAUGCCAUGGGUAUUGAACUAGCUCCGGAAAUGACUGGACGAUCUUUACUGGCGAAUUAA